GGCCUGACCUCGGCCCUGACGGAGACGCUGGAAGAGCCUUCGGAAGCGACAGGUCCACCCGGCACCGUGCAGGAGAAAAAGCCCGCUGAGGUGCCAACUCCGAAGCCUGCCCCCAGCCCGCGCAAGGCUCCGUGUGCUCUCGCGCAAAGCACACGCAGAAGUUUACCGACACCCUGGAGGCGCGGCAGCACGCAAGAGCUGAGCCCAAGCCGUCGAUCGUCUCAGGGCCGGUCCCCCUCGAAGUCAUCGCGGAGCCCGUCGAAAUCCUCUCGGAACCCCUCGAAAUCCUCUCCGCAACGCGGCAGCAUCGGCUCGUCAUCGAUGUUCGCCAGUCGCGACGGCCAAGAGAGUUCGGAUUUGGGACGAUCGAGCACCUUCGGUCACUCUCUGAGCCUGAAAGAUCAGCUGGCUACUCCAACGGCGAAGCCGGGCAUAAAGGAGGAAGACCCUACGCCGAAGCAGAUCGAGAUGGAGCCAGAGCUGGACAAAAUGCGAGGAGACUCGCCGGUGCAGAUCGACGACUCUGCUCUCGAGGUGCGCGACCAGGACGAUGCUCCACACGAAGAAGACAUCUUGAGGCUGCCUAUGUUCCUGGCUUGCGCGCGCAAGGUGCAAAGAGUCUGGCGUUGGCAGUGCCAGCGGAAGGCUACACGAGGAGCCUCACAGGAUCUGGAGAGCCCGAAGCACCAGGAGGUCGCCAAAGUCGCUGAGGUUUCCACUGCAGACAAAGAUCGGCCACCAGGAUCCGCUGAAAACACGGCGGAAGCUCGUGGCAAUGGCGUGGUACCUCUCACCUCCGGGGUGCAGCCAGGUGAUGCCGACCCUACCGAAGGGGUUGGCAAAGCAAGCAGCAUUGGUCGAGAGACCGGUGCAGCAGAGACGCAGCCAACAUCUCCUGCGGAUGCUUCCGCUGCCAAAGAAGCAGCUGGUGAGGCCAAGGACGAGGUGCCAAAGUUUGAAGGUCCAACGGGUGUGGAACUUGGUCUCGGGGAGUGCUCCUCGAGGGAUCAAGAAGGCGACGAUCGUGAACGUGUGGAUUCCGGACCUAGCCAGUGCAUACAGCCUCCAAUCCGCACUAGGUUUGCAGAAGAAGAAGCGGCUGGUGGCGAUGCGAGCAAUACCUCAGCUUCCGGACAAGUUGAGUUCACGGCAGAGAAGGGCCAGGCAUCAAACUCGAUGUGUCGUCCUUCGGCCACAGAGCUUUGUCCCGGCGAUGGUGCCCUCAGCUACUCGGAGGAUCCCGCGUCGCCUUCGGAAGACGGGGCAUUCUCGAGGGCAGCAGGAGCAGAGGACCAUCCCGACCAAGCCAUGCAAGGGCCUUCAGAUGCCGAAGCUGCAGAUGCUGAGAAACCCACAGAUGAUGUGCCGAAAUCAGAUCGACCGACGGCGGAGGAACUUGGUCUUGAUGAUGAUUCCCGUAGCUACUCGGAGGAUCCAGCGUCACCUUCGGAAGACGGGGCAUUCUCGAGGGCAGCAGGAGCAGAGGACGAUGCUGAGAGACCCACAGACGAGGAUCCAGCGUCGACUUCGGAAGACGGGACACUCUCGAGGGCAGCAGGAGCAGAGGACCAUCCCGACCAAGCCGUGCAAGUGCAAGGUGCCGCAGUUGCCACAGAAGCAGCAGCUGCUCACAUAGCCACAGAGGAUGAGCCGAAGUCGGAUCAGCCGACCGCCGAGCAGCUGGGUGUUGAUGACUCCCCAAGGGACUCGAGGACGCUGUUGACAUUUGCAGUGGACCUUCAAGAUCCGGCGAGCUCUCCCGAAAGCAAUUUCCUUCCAGAUCCUACGUUGAGCGAGGUCCGUCCAGAUGAGGCUGAUUCCCUGGCCGAGUAUCAGUGGGACACGAAGCCGAUGUCCUCGGAUGAGGACAUCGCGGACGAAUACGAGGCGAGCUAUGCGGAGACAGAGGAGGAGGGCAAGAGCUCCGUUUCUGCGCCAAAGUCCGGCGUUGCCGUGAGUGAAGAUCUGGCACACAGCCAUGCCUCCUCGGAUCACGCAGAUCAACGGGGUCCUCUCCGCGCAAGCAGCUCUGAAAGCUCCAACAAGCUCACGGUGUCCGAAGACAGCAAGGUCAUCGAGUCCUCGCAGUCCAGGUUUCUCCAGCCCUUGGAAGAAGCAUCCGUUCUGGAAUCAGGGUAUUCUGGUCAGUGGUCGGAGCUGGAUGCAGGACCAAGGCAUGUGUCGAAAGAUCUCAGUGAAGAUGCAUACUCUGGAGACUGGUCCGAAGAAGGCGCAUGA
This is a messenger RNA of Symbiodinium sp. CCMP2456, 2238 nucleotides long. NCBI's taxonomy places the organism in Eukaryota, Dinophyceae, Suessiales, Symbiodiniaceae. The record is from the annotation of a GenBank genome assembly.